Messenger RNA from Metopolophium dirhodum (rose-grain aphid), 2916 nucleotides. RefSeq lists its product as uncharacterized. The record is from RefSeq and is a predicted model, not a curated record. NCBI's taxonomy places the organism in Eukaryota, Metazoa, Arthropoda, Insecta, Hemiptera, Aphididae.
UUGUGGUAAAAUAGACAGCGGUAGACUGAUCUGUGUUGAAAUAAAUGGUUGAAUUAAAUAGGAAUCAACAAAUGAAAUAGUAAGGGAAUACUAUAGUUAAUUGAAAAAGUAAUAGAGGAAAUAUAGAAUUUGAUAGAAAAAAAUAUUGGGAAAAAUAUAUAUAUGAAUGCACGCGUAGCAAUUGAAUAAAUGAUAAAAGUUGAUGAAUAAUUAGAGAAAAAAAAAAAAAAAGGGAUUAUUGAAAUAAAAUUUUGAAGUGAAUUAAUUGAUAGUCAAUUGUUGAAUAAAUGAAGAUUUUUGAGAAAUAUAGGUACCUAUGGAAUAAUUAAAUGAUGUUUUGUGAAUAAUAUAGAAGAAUACUGAAGUUGAAAUAUUGAAAUAUAAAGAGUAUAUAAAGAGUUUUUGUUUUUGAAGUAUAAAGAAAUUUUUUUUGAAUAACUGAAAUAAAGUUAAUUUUGUGUCUAAAAGACAAGUGUAUUGAAUUGAAGUAUUAAUGUUGAAAAAUUAUAGACAAAGAGAAUUAGAUUGAAAGAAAUCAAUUGGGAAAAAUAUUACAAGUGGAAGUAAUAGGAAGGCUAGCAUAGAAUAAGUGUAGUAAUAGAAUAUAAUAGUAAUAUUCGAUAGUUAAAUUGGUAAAAAAAUAAUAGAGUAAUUAGAUUUUAAUUGUAAGAAUUAAUAAGAAAUUAGGUAGUGGAUAUAAAAUAUUUAUUAAAUUGGAGUAGCUAACCAAUGUUAAUGGUAUUUUAAUAUCCAAAGCUUGUUAUAUAUCGUAGGGAGAGCGAUAGAAAUUACGCAACGACAGAGUUACGUAAAAAUACGAGUGUUUUGUGUGUGUGAGUGUGUGUAUACACUACACAAUACGACGCGGUGUACGUAAAUACAAGCGUACGGGUAUGAAAUAUAGAAUAAAUAAUGAGAAUAAAUGUCGAGUUAAAUAAAUUAAAUAUUCUUAAAUGAUAUUAGUGAUUAUUGAAUAUAUAUGAAUAAAGAAUCAGGAAAUUCAGAUAUUGAGAGUAGUUCUUCGGAUGAAUCGAUAGAACAAGUUAAAAAUAAAAAAUUAGGAAAAGAAGUAGUAAGGAAAAAUAGGAUAAUAAAAGAGGAAUUUUUAAUAGACACUACAGAAAUAAUAGAAGGAAUAGACAACGUUACUAGAAAAAAUUAUUUUAGGACUUUAAGUCAAACAGAAGAGUUAGGUAAAGUACUUACCCCUCAGAAAAGUGUAAAACAAAAAUUGUCGGGUAGAUCAGGUUCUAGAUCUGAUCCCGGUGUAAAACACGUUCAAUUACAGCAAAUAACUAGGAAAAAAGUAGCGAACGUAAAACAUAAGAUGGAUUUAGAUAAAGCAGUUUCUAUGAUUCCGAUUUGCACGGGUAAAAAGGACGUAGCAGAAUUUAUAAAUACAUGUGAGAUAGCACUCAACGAUAUUGCAGAGAUAGAUAAACAACUAUUGUUAAAAAUUAUAACUUCUAAGUUAGCGGGAAAUGCUUUAGAGGUAACCAAGUAUCGUACGUUAGAUUCUUGGGAAGCAAUAAAAUCAAUUUUACAAGGGGCAUUUGAGCAUAAAAUUUCGGAAAGGGCUUUAUCAAUAGGUUUAAAUACGGCACGUAUGGCAGAAGGUGAGAGUGUAGCGAAAUUCGCGAAUAGAAUCGAAGAAUUAUAUUACAAAUUAUGUGCAGCUAGUACCGUAGGGUUGAACAAAGCUGAGGAAACUGUAGUGAAAAGCCAAACGAAAAAACAGGCUAUGAUUAUAUUUAUGACGGGUUUACCAAAUCACUUAUAUAUAGUACUGAAAGCAAGAAGUCCUAAGUCUUUAGAGGAGUGUAUACAAAUGGCUCUUGACGAAGAAAUCGAAUAUAAUUCUAGGAUGAGUAUAGAAAAUUUACAGAAUAAUGCGGAAAGUCAAAGUUUUAGUAAAAACGAAAAUCAGGGUGUAAAUGGGAAUACAAAACAACAGAAUAAUAAUGGUAAAAUUAAUACAUUUUACCGCGGUAAUAAUGGUCAUAUGAAUCAAAAGGUAGAAAUAAUAAUUUUAAUAAUCGAAAUGGUUAUAAUGACGGAUAUAAUAAAUUCAAUAAAAAUGUUAAUCGCGGAGGAUACAGUAAUUUUAAUAAUAAUAAUCGUAACGGAUACAGUAAUUUUGAUAGUAAUAAUCGUAACGGAUACAGUAAUCGUACAGGAUACAGUAAUUCCAAUAAUCGCGGCGGAUAUAGUAACAAUUAUAGACAAAAUUAUAACGAAAAUAAUAAUCAGCGAAAUAAUUUUGGUAAUCAGAAUAGAAGUAACACUGGAUGUUACACGUGUGGGAAAACAAACCAUAUCGCAAGAGAGUGCUGGCAAACGAACGGUCGACCAGGCGGAAACGACCGAGCAAAUACACAUAACACCAGUCGUGAUAAUGGUGCGCGUAAUUCUGGAGGUGGUAAUAGUAGUAGAAACAAUACGGGUGUUCAGAAUUUGCAUUGUAGUUAUUGUAAUAAAAUAGGACAUGAAAUUUCGAAUUGUUUUACAAAACAGAAAAACGAGAAAAAUAAUUCAAAAAAUUCCAAAGGGCAAGUUCCAGUGGGCGUCAGGCUUGUCCAAGAGAUAAUGGAAUCGCCACAAAACGAUGUUUUCACAUCACAACUAAAUUAAUAGAAAAUCAUAUCACUUUAAAAUCACCUAGUUUUAAUAAAGAACAAAUUAAAUUAUUAGUAGACACGGGGGCUGAAUUAAAUAUCAUUAAAAUUAAUGCACUAAAAGGGGAUACAGAAAUUAACGAAAAAGACAAGAUUUAUUUAAAGGGUAUUAAUGAAAAAAUAGUCUCAACAAUAGGUAAAGCGAAAAUAUAUUUAAUUAUAAAUAAAAAAGCAUUCGAAACAGAAUUUUAUGUAGUUAACAAAACAUUUCCAAUAGAAGGUGAAGGAAUAUUAGGACACA